UUAUUGUUUUUUGGCAAAUAUGUCACAUAAAAAAGAUGUAAUAAUGACGUCCAUGCAUACAACAACGAAACUGGAACAGCAACAUUCGAAACCCAUCUUGAGCCCAACACGAUCGCUCGAUGAAGGUUUUGAAAGUGAUCCGGAUAGGGUUUCAACGGAUUCAGAGCAUCCAACAAGUGGAACGGCAAACAAUAGCACCACAGCCAACUGCAACAACAAUAACAACAGUCAUCACAGUAACAGCAGCAACAACAAUAACAAUAAUCAAUUACAUCAAAAUGUCGGUGGUUCUACAUUGGCACAAUUGUCAUCAGCUGCCACUGGCGGCUUGUCAGCCAAUGCUGAUUUGUCAGCUACCACGACGACAUCAUCAUCGUCGUCAUCCCCAACGGCGGCCACAGCAACGACGGCAGGUCAUGCUUUGGCCACAGCCACCAAGUCUAUGGAUUUAUCCAAAAAUCGUGUAAUAGCAGGAGCCAUGGGUGUUCCCCAAAUCACCAGGCGUCCCAUGUUAUUGGAAAAAUAUUUCAAGGAGCAGAGAAGGGGUUCGGCUGAAAAUAGAUAUGGCAUACCAGUACUGCAAACCACAUUAUCAUGUCCGGGCACAUCAUCCUCCUCGUCUUCGUCGGCCUCACCCAACUCGGCGGCAAUGGGCUCACCACAAACCAUGCAACGUUUGCAAUAUCAAAAACAACGGCAACCUGUGGUUGCCUCAGCUGCGGUACAGAAUCACCGCUAUACCUCGGCGGCCGCCAACUCGCAUAACAGUGGUUUUCGACGAGCCAAAACUCGAGCCAUGUCACCAUCCAUAUUGAAAACGGUGAGCUCCUCCUCCAACUCCUCGAACAACAAUCGCAGCAAUAUGAUGUUAAUGCAUCGUUCCGGUGCAGCCAUACGUUCCCAUUCUGUGGAUGCCAUUUCUCGACAACGUCAUGGCUAUGAUCCCUCCAAUGCCCUUAUACUCAAACAUGAAUCAUCAUCUGCCGCCGCCGCUGCCGCAGUUGCAACCCCAUCGCGCAUGCAACACUACAAAUAUCCCGGUGCGGCGGCACAAAAUGCAAUGGUCACAACUCUGCCACCCGGAGCCGCAAGCCAGGCUCUUCUCGUACAACCCAUUUCCAGUGCAACAUUGGCCUCCAGCGCCGUAGCUGCUGCCGCAUUACCGCCUGCCGCAACCGUCCUGAAUUCAACGAAUGUCGGUGAUGCCGCUGCUGCAUUGGUGGCAGCAGCCGGUGGAUCACCGGUUAUUGCCUCAUCCACAAAUAGUCUCUAUACAUUUUAUCCAGCCGAGGGUAAUCUACAAGUAUGGCAAUCCGAAUGUGGUGAUUUGACAUAUAAGUCAUCGCGUAAUCUACAAACGCAUAAGGCACCAGUUUGUUGGACUCAGUCUAUACCAAGGCAAACAAGACGGUAA
This is a messenger RNA of Musca vetustissima, 1414 nucleotides long. RefSeq names its product myosin-G heavy chain. Lineage: Eukaryota; Metazoa; Arthropoda; Insecta; Diptera; Muscidae. The record is from RefSeq and is a predicted model, not a curated record. The transcript is spliced from 3 exons. The coding region runs from base 20 to 1414 and encodes 464 amino acids.